Manis pentadactyla (Chinese pangolin) is the source of this 9200-nucleotide messenger RNA. It is a transcript of the gene ARL15, whose product is annotated as ADP ribosylation factor like GTPase 15. NCBI's taxonomy places the organism in Eukaryota, Metazoa, Chordata, Mammalia, Pholidota, Manidae. Gene Ontology annotation, molecular function: GTP binding; GTPase activity. The transcript is spliced from 2 exons. The coding region runs from base 8136 to 9071 and encodes 311 amino acids. The record is from RefSeq and is a predicted model, not a curated record.
AGAAACUGCUAGAAAUGAACUGCACUCCGCACUUCAGCACCCACAGUUAUGCACUUUACCGUUUUUAAUAUUGGCCAAUCAUCAAGACAAGCCAGCUGCUCGAUCAGUACAAGAGGGUGAAGGAUAAGCAGGUAGAUGGGGGGAAAGGAGAGGAAGGAGCACAGAGGACGCAUGCCAGUUCCAUUGACAGAGCAAGGAAAUACAUAUGUGCGUGUAUAUAUAUAUAUACAUGUAUAUAAAUACUUUUACAUGUAACUUUAUAUUAAAUGCUAUGAGUUCAUAUGGAUUCAGCUCUAACUCACUCCCAUAUGAAUUAUGCUAGCUUCUACCUUGCUUAUAUGUAACUUAUGUCUCCAACACUGAGAAACCUGUCUUCACCACCCACCAUCCAUUUACUUGUUAUUUAAUUUCAUUAUAUAUGUAUAGUGGUUUCAGAAUUGUUCAUCUGUGAGAAACAAUUUGGCAAGUAGAGUAUAAUUCUUAAUGGUCAGUUCCCUUUGCUUUUAGUCUUUGGACUACUUAUUUCCAAAGUUACGUAGGUCAGUGUCUUAUGCCUCCACACCCUUUAGUGAGGUUGUUUCAUAUAUUUUUUAAUACAUUCUUUUGUCACUUUCUGCAUGCCAUCCUAGAAUCUCUUGAUCUUUUAGUCGAUUUUUAAAAUUUGCAUACAUUAAAUUUUACUCCAUGCUGUAAAGCUCUGUGAAUUCUGGCAAAUGCUUAAUGUCUUAUAUCUACCUUUACAGUAUCAUACAGAAUAGUCUGCCCUCCAUAAAAAAUUCCCCAUGUUUUACUUGCUCGACUUUCCCACUCUGAAGCCCUGACAAUGACUGACCUUUAUUGCCUCUUUAUUUUGGUCUUCUCCAAAGCAUCUUAUAGUUGGAAUCAUAGUAUGUAGCUUUUUCAGACUGGCUUCCUGUGCUUACCAGCAUGCAUUAAAGAGUGAUCCGGGUCUUUUCAUGGUUUGAUAGUUCAUUUCUUUUUAUCACUGAAUAACACUUCAUUAUGUGUCUAUCCCAGAGUUUAUCAUUUCACUAUCGAAGGACAUUUUAGUUGCUUCCAGUUUUUACAAUUAUAAAUAAAGUUGCUAUAAACAUUUGUGUGCAGGUUUUUGUAGGAACAUAAGUUUUUGUAUCAGUUGAGUAAUUACCUAGAAGCAUGAUUGCUGGGUCAUAUGUUAAGAUUAUAUUUAAUUUUGUUAGGAAACUGUCAGACUGCUUUCCAAAGUGGUUGUACCAUUUUGCAUUCUCACCGUCGAUGAAUGAGAGUUCCUGUUGCUUUGCAUCUUCAUCAACAGUUGGUGGUGUUAGCCAGUUUAAUAAAUGUGUAAUGUCUCCUCAUUGCUUUAAUUUACAGUACCCUAAUGUCAGAUGAUGUUGAUCAUCUUUUAUUGUGUGUCAUUUUCCUUUUUGAUGAGAUUUCCUUUCAGGGCAUCUGCCCAUUUUUUAAAAAUUGCAUUGAUUAUUUCUUUUCCAGACUCCCUAAUUCAUAUACAUUACAUAUAUUCUUUUUUACGUAUCAAAUAAUUUGGUAAAAUAUUAAAGCAAGGGAGCAGGAAACAACUUUGGGCUUCAUGCUGUAGGUAUGAGAGCUGAUUAAGAUUUCAGGCUUAACUUCAAACUACAGUCUUGCUAUUUACUAGCCUUGUGACAUUGGAAAAGUUACAUAAUCUCUCAGGGCCUCAAUUUCCUCAUACUUCCAAUAAGAGUGUUAAUAUCUACUUCACCUGCAUUUUGUGCAAAUUUAAUGAAAACAGUAGAUUUAGGUGAGAUCCAGAAGUGCUAGAGCCUUUACAUGUACUACAUGGGAGAUGCUCAAUAAACAGUGGCUUCCUGUAAGCCUAACAGAGGAGACUUGCCUCAUUCAUGAGACAGAUAUUUAACACUUGCCAGGAAUUGUUCUAUGUAUUGUGAUACAUCCAUGAGUCUCUCUGUGGUGGGAUUUGUAGAAAUCUUUUAAGCUAGAUUGUGGUACUUUGUCAUAAUUUAGAAAAUUAACUUGGAGGAAAAGACCAGAAGCAGAGAAUUAAAUUAAUAGAAUCCAAAAAGUUCAGGCAAGAGAUUAUGACAAUGUAAAAGAUAAAAUUGGGAAUGGAGAAGAGGGGACUGCUGAAAGAGAUGUCUCAGAAGUAGAAUCCUGUGGACAUGGAGAUUACCAGGUGAUUAAGGGUACAAUAUGUUAAAGAUGACUGACUUUUCUGAGUGAGAGAUUAUAAAAUACUGGUUUAUAAAAGAGUGUGGCCACUUAGAAUGCUUUGAUAAUCAACACAGCUUUAAACAUAUACAUACACUGAUCAUAGCCAAAAUAUCUUUUGUAAAACUCUGAAAUGCAGAAGUACCGAGUCCUAGCAGAAACAUCUGAAGAAAAAACUAAACACUCAUGUCAAAUGAGAAUCCUUCAAGAUUAAUUAGCCACCCAAAAUUCUGUGGAUUGGUUCUAAUAAUUGAGUUGCAGAGCAUUUUAAGAGACAGCACAGUGUUCUUCCUCGUCUAAUAAAGUUGGAAGGUAAGUUUCUGCUCAAUGGCAUGAUUGACUUAGCAGCAAACAAGAACUGCACAGUUUCAUCUCCAAUUCUAAGUUAAACAGAGCUGAGAGCUAAUUCCCCUGUGUAUUUAUAAGGACGAGUUAAAUCCCUCCCAGUGUGAUGUAGCACCAGAUCGAAGUAAACAGACUGUGAUUUCAGUGCUAGACACAGCCUGAAGGCAGAAGAAAUUACACUGUCAUGUGGAGGAUAUGUAGCUGCUGCUAUUUUGGUGCUUGAGUUCUUUGAUGUCACAUAGUUGAAGGCAAUCCAGAUGAGGAAGAGUGUUACCAACAAAAGGAGCAAAUUCCCUGCACAUGGCUAGAGGGAUGUAGGAGAAGAGGGAGGACAAUACAUUGCCAUCUGAACCCACCAGUAAGGGGUCUGUUCCAGUGAUUGCUUGUCUUCUCUCUUCUUGGAAGCAAGUUGUUCACAAGGACAAAAUGCAAAGUAAAGCUUAAAAACUAUUUCAUCAGUUUAUUAGCCAUUGUAGGAUCUAAAAAUAAUUAUUGCUUCCUUGAUUGAAUUAGCUUCCAGUUGCCUAUAAAAUAAGCUUAGGGGAAAAAAAUGCAAUACCCAUUUUCUUCAUCUCUCCAGUACCAUCAGGGUAUUAUUUAAACUAUACAUUAUUACUUAUUUAUAUAUUAUUUAUAUAAACAUAAUAUUUGCCUUUGUGUGUCUGUAUCCUUAGAUACAUAGAGAAACAUUAUAGGCCAUUACUUGUAUAAUUAAGGGACUAAUUCUGAACAGACUAGACUAGACUUCAUAAGUUUUACCAUUCAGAAUGAAUAGUAAAGAGUCUGAGGUGCUCAAGAUGGUGGCGUGAGUAGGGCAGCGGAAUACUCCUCCCAAAACCAUAUAUAUUUUGAAAAUACAGCAAAUACAACUAUUCCUAAAAGAGAGACCAGAAGAUACAGUACAACAACCAGGCUACAUCUACAUUUGUGAAAACUCAGCAUCUCACAAAAAGGAUAAGAUACAAAGCUGUGACCUGGCGGGACCCGAGCACUCCCUCCACCCCAGCUCACCAGCAGGAGGAAAAGAAUCACAGUGGGGAGGGAGUGGAAGCACAGGACUGGCCCUAAUAAUCUGCACCAGGAGCACAGACACAUGUUGCAUGGUGUACUGGAUAUUAGAGAAACAGAAAAAGUAAAAUCCUAGAUGGAGACUGUGAGUGGGUCCCCAAGCCGGCUCCCCUGGGACAAAAGAAAAGCAGACACAUUAAAAGUCUUAGAGACAAGGGCUUAAAAGGUGGACAAAAUCGUCCUGACAUACUCAGCCCAACAGGCUGGUAUCUUAAGGAACUUCAGGCAUCCUAAACCCCUGGGUGGCAACGCAGCUCCAAAGCCCCUCUUGGGGAUAAACAGCCUGCCAUUCGUUCUCCACCACUGGCAUUGCAAGCAAAGUGGCUGACCCACUAUUGCUGCAGACCAACUAGGGAGCAGCCCUGCCCACAGCAACCACACAGAGUCCUCUCCCAGCAUGCAGCUAACCAGGCCAGACCCAGAGGCCUAUGUGCAGCUGCCUGGCACAGGCAGAGGAAGCUGACACAAGGUCCAGAAGGCAUGAAGGGACGCCGUUCUCACAGGACAAUACACACCACUCCUCUGUGACCCCUGACAGUGCUCUAGGUUAUCCUGAGGGCCACCCCACCAACAGCAGCUCAGGGGAUACCCAGAGACUGCUCCCUGUGUGCAGGGAACUGGCAGAGGGAGCAGAGAAAGGCACAGCAACCAGCAAGCAAGAAGGGACUUUAUUCUCCCAGCUGACACACCCACCACUUGCUGGCCAUCACUUCCAUUGCUAUGAAAAGACAGAAGAACCUGCUCCAGUCCAAAAUCACACAAACAACACCAGAGAGAGGACCUGGCAAGAUAGAUAUAACCAAUCUUCCUGAAAAAUAAUUUAAAAUAAAAGUCAUAACCAUGCUGAUGGACCUGCUAAGGGAUAACAGAAAUGAAACAAUCAAUAAAAGGACUUAAGAGCAGACUGGAUGUGGUGCAAGAGACUGUUAAUGGACUAGAAAUCAGGGAACAGGAAUACAGAGGAGCUGAGGCAGAGAGAGAUAGAAGGAUCUCUAGGAAUGAAAGAAUAUUAAGACAACUGUGUGACCAAUCCAAACAGAACAAUAUUCGCAUAAUAGGGGUACCAGAAGAAGAGAGAGAAAAAGGGAUAGAAAGUGUCUUUGAAGAAAUAAUUACUGAAAACUUCCCCAAACUAGGGGAGGACAUGGCCUCUCAGACCACAGAGGUACACAGAACUCCCAUGACAAGGGAUCCAAGGAGGGCAACACCAAGACACAUAAUAAUUAAAAUGGCAAAGAUCAAAGACAAGGACAAAGUAUUAAAGGCAGCCGGAGAGAAAAAAAAGGUCACCUACAAAGGAAAACCCAUCAGGCUAUCAUUAGACUUCUCAACAGAACCCUUACAGGCCCGAAGAGAAUGGCAUGAUAUAAUUAAUGCAAUGAAACAAAAGGGCCUUGAACCAAGAAUCCUGUAUCCAGCAACAUUAUCAUUUAAAUUUGAAGGAGGGAUUAAACAAUUUCCAGAUAAGGAAAAGGUGAGGGAAUUUGCCUCCCACAAACCACCUCUACAGGGUAUUUUAAAGGGAUCGCUCUAAAUGGAAGUACUCCUAAGGCUAAGUAGAUGUCACCAGACAAAAUAAAAUCACAGCAAAGAAAGCAAACCAACCAAAUACUAACUAAAGGCAAAAAAUAAAAUCAGCUAUGAACAAAACCAGUCAAGGGAAACACAAAAGAGUACAGAAUAAACACCCAACAUAUAAAGAGUGGAGGUGGAAGAAGAAGGGAGAGAAAUAAAGAUUCAUCAGACUGUGUUUAUAAUUACGUAGUAAGUGAGUUAAAAUUAGAUGGUUAGAUAGUAAAGAAGCUACCCUUGAACCUUUGGUAACCACGAAUCCAAAGCCUGCAAUGGCAGUAAGUAGCUACCUAUCGAUAAUCACCCUAAAUGUAAAUAAACUGAAUUCACCAAUCAAAAGACACAGGGAUAAAAAAGCAAGACCCAUUUAUAUGCUGCUUACAAGAGACUCACUUCAAACCCAAAGACAUACACAGACAAAAAGUGAAGGGAUGGAAAAAGAUAUUUCAUGCAAACAAUAGGGAGAAAAAAGCAGGUGUUACUGUACUUGUAUCAGACAAAAUAGACUUCAAAACAAAGAAAGUAACAAGAGAUAAAGAAGGACAUUACAUAAUGAUAAAGGAGUCAGUCUAACAAGAGGAUAUAACCAUUAUAAAUAUCUAUGCAGCUAACACAGGAGCACUGACAUAUGUGAAACAUAUACUAACAGAAUUAAAGGAGGAAAUAUAAUGCAAUGCAUUCAUUUUAGGAGACUUUAACACAACACUCACUCCAAAGGACAGAUCCACCAGACAGAAAAUAAGUAAGGACACAGAGGCACUGAACAACACACUAGAACAGAUGGACCUAACAGAUAUCUACAGAACUCUACUCCCAAAAGCAGCAGAAUACACAUUCUUCUCAAGUGUACAUGGAACAUUUUUCAGAAUAGACCACAUACUGGGCCACAAAAAGAGCCUCAGUAAAUUCAAAAAGAUUGAAAUUCUACCAACCAACUUCUCACAUCACAAAGGUAUAAAACUAGAAAUAAAUUGUACAAAGAAAACAAAAAGGCUCACAAACACAUGGAGGCUUAACAACAUGCUCCUAAAUAAUCAGUGGAUCAAUGACCAAAUUAAAACAGAGAUCCAGCAAUAUUUGGAGACAAAUGACAACAAGAGCACAAUGCCCCAACUUUUGUGGGAUGCAGCGAAGGCAGUUUUAAGAGCUAAGUAUAUAGCAAUCCAGGCCUAUUUAAAGAAGGAAGAACAAACCCAAAUGAAUAGCCUAAAGUCACAAUUAUUGAAAUUGAAAUAAGAAAAACAAAUGAGGCCCAAGUCAGCAGAAGGAGGGGCAUAAUAAAGAUCAGACAAGAAAUAAAUAAAAUUGAGAAGAAUAAAACAAUAGGAAAUAUCAAUGAAUCCAAGAAUUGCUUAUUUGAGAAAAUAAACAAAAUAGAUAUACCCAUAGCCAGACUUAUUAAGUGAAAAAGAGAAUCUACACACAUAAACAGAAUCAGAAAAGAGAAAGGAAAAACCACAACGGACACCACAGAAAUACAAAGAAUUAUGAGAGAAUACUAUGAAAACCUAUAUGCUAACAAGCUGGAAAACCUAGAGGAAAUGGACAACUUUCUAGAAAAAUACAACCUUCCAAGAUUGACCAAGGAAGAAACAGAAAAUCUAAGCAGAGCAAUUACCAGCAACAAAAUUGAAUUGGUAAUCAAAAAACUACCCAAGAACAAAACCCCGGGACAGAUGGAUUCACAGCUGAAUUUUAUCAGAUAUUUAGGAAAGACAUAAUACCCAUUCUCCUUAAAGUUUUCCAAAAAAUAGAAGAGGAGGGAAUACUUCCAAACUCAUUCUAUGAAGCCAGUCUAAUACCAAAACCAGGCAAAGACCCCACAAAAAAAGAAAAUUACAGACCAAUAUCCCUGAUAAACAUGAUGUGAAAAUUCUCAACAAAAUAUUAGCAAACCAAAUUCAAAAAUACAUCAAGAGGAUCAUACACCAUGAUCAAGUGGGGUUCAUCCCAGGGAUGCAAGGAUGGGACAAUAUUCAAAAAUCCAUCAAGAUCAUCCACCACAUCAACAAAAAGGACAAAAACCACAUGAUCAUCUCCAUAGAUGGUGAAAAAGCAUUCAACAAAAUUCAACAUCUAUUCAUUAUAAAAACUCUCAACAAAAUGGAUAUACAGCAAGUACCUCAACAUAAUAAAGGCCAUAUAUGACAAACUACAGCCAACAUCAUACUUAACAGUGAGAGGCUGAAAGCUUUUCCUCUAAGCUUGGGAACAAGACAUGGAUGACCACUCUCCCCACUUUUAUUCAACAUAGUACUGGAGGUCCUAGUCUCAGCAAUCAGACGACACAAAGAAAUACAAGGCAUCCAGACUGUUAAUGAAGAACUCAAACUGUCACUAUUUGCAGAUGACAUGAUACUGUACAUAAAAAACCCUAAAGACUCCACUCCAAAACUACUAGAACUAAUAUCGGAAUUCAGCAAAGUUGCAGGAUACAAAAUUAAUACACAGAAAUCUGUUGCUUUCUUAUACACUAACUAUGAACUAGCAGAAAGAGAAAUCAGAAAAACAAUUCCAUUCACAAUCGCAUCAAAAAAAAAGAAAAAACACAGGAAUAAGCCUAACCAAGGAAGUGAAAGACCUGUACCCUGAAAACUACAAGACACUCUUAAGAGAAAUUAAAGAGGACACUAACAAAUGGAAAUUCAUCCAUGCCCUUGGGUAGGAAGAAUUAAUAUUGUCAAAAUGGUCAUCCUGCCUAAAGCAAUCUACAGAUUCAAUGCAAUUCCUAUCAAAAUACCAACAGCAUUCUUCAAUGAACUGGAACAAAUAGUUCUAAGAUUCAUAAGGGACCAUAAAAGAUCCUGCAUAGCCAAAGCAAUCCUGAGAAGGAAGAAUAAAGCAGGGGGGAUCUCACUUCCCAAUUCAAGCUCUACUACAAAGCCACAGUAAUCAAGACAAUUUGGUACUGGCACAAGCACAGACCCACAGACCAGUGGAGUAGAAUAGAGAGUCCAGAUAUGAACCCAAACAUAUAUGAUCAAUUAAUAUAUGAUAAAGAAGCCAUGGACAUACAAUGGGGAAAUGACAGCUUCUUCAACAGCUGGUGUUGGCAAAACUGGACAGCUACAUGUAAGAGAAUGAAACUGGAUCAUUGUCUAACCCCAUACACAAAAGUAAAUUCAAAAUGGAUCAAAGACCUGAAUGUAAGUCAUGAAACCAUAAAACUCUUAGAAAAAAACAUAGGCAAAAAUCUCUUGGACAUAAACAUGACCGACUUCUUCAUGAACAUACCUCCCUGGGCAAGGAAAACAAAAGCAAAGAUGAACAAGUGGGACUAUAUCAAGCUGAAAAGCUUCUGUACAGCAAAGGACACCACCAAUAAAACAAAAAGGCAUCCUACAGUAUGGGAGAAUAUAUUCAUAAAUGACAGAUCUGAUAAAGCAUUGACAUCCAAUAUAUAUAAAGAACUCACACACCUCAACAAACAAAAAGCAAAUAAUCCAAUUAAAAAAUGGGCAGAGGAGCUGAACAGACACUUCUGCAAAGGAGAAAUUCAGAUGGCCAACAGGCACAUGAAAAGAUGCUCCACGUCGCUAAUCAUCAGAGAAAUGCAAAUUAAAACCACGAUGAGAUAUUACCUCACACCAGUUAGGAUGGCCACCAUCCAAAAGACAAACAACAAAUGUUGGCAAGGAUGUGGAGAAAGGGGAAUCCUCCUACACUGCUGGUGGGAAUGUAAAUUAGUUCAAGCAUUGUGGAAAGCAGUAUGGGUGUCCCUUAAAAAACUAAAAAUAGAAAUACGAUUUGACCCAGGAAUUCCACUCCUAGGAAUUUACCCUAAGAGUGCAGCAGCCCAGUUUGAAAAAGACAUAUGCACCCCUAUGUUUAUCACAGCACUAUUUACAGUAGCCAAGAAAUGGAACCAACCUAAGUGUCCAUCAGUAGAUGAAUGAAUAAAGAAGAUGUGGUACAUAUACACAAUGGCAUAUUUAGCCAUAAGAAGAAAACAAAUCCUACCAUUUACAACAACAUGGAUGGAGCUAGAUGGUAUUAUGCUCAGUGAAAUAAGCCAGGCGGAGAAA